Messenger RNA from Gasterosteus aculeatus aculeatus (three-spined stickleback), 1790 nucleotides. RefSeq lists its product as uncharacterized. The record is from RefSeq and is a predicted model, not a curated record. Lineage: Eukaryota; Metazoa; Chordata; Actinopteri; Perciformes; Gasterosteidae.
CGCGCGCACACACACACACACACGCGCGCGCGCGCCCGCCGUGUGACGUGUUUGCGGAGCGGAGAGUGGGAGCUCCCACUCGCAGAGACGCGCAUGGAGAGCGUCACGCGCACUGUCCGCGAGCGGGCGGGCGAUGGCGGGGAGGAGAUGAGGGGCUUCGUGCUGAGCCUCACCAGUUCAGGAGGGCUUCUCAAUAAUGGGACUUUGACAGUUUACACGGAAGAAAUGUCCACAACCGCAAGUCCAACCAUCCCCUCCUCACAGCUGACCUCGGAUCAGCUCACUGUGGUCGCCGCGUCGUUUUCUUCCCUGGUGUUCUUUGUGGUCAUCGUGGUGCUGCUGUCCAUUCUUUACCGCAACGAUCUUCAGUGCUGCAAACUCUGCUCCCAUCGGGGGCCACGUGCAGAUAUGGACGCUCCUCCGCAGUAUUACAGCAGCAGACAGACGCUGGUGGGAUCCCCUUGUCUUGAGCCCACUCACACCGUGGAUGACAGGACUCAGGCGGGUCAGCUGUUCUACGUCGGCCUGCCCUCCAGCUACAGCCUGCCCACGCUGGAAGCCCCCCUGCCGAGGCUCCCCUCCUACGAGAGCGUCCGAAAGAAGGACCGCCAGAGGCAGAUCCACAUGAUGAUCGCGGACCGCUUCGGCCUCAAUGGACCCAUUGUGACCGAGCCUCCACCCACAUACGAAGAGAGCCUCCGCCACUCUGUGGAGCUGCCGUGCGACAUCCUGCCAUCCAUCCGGGACGUCUCCCUUCCUCGGAGUGUCUGCACCAGCAGCACUGUUCUACCUGUGUAGCAAGCUGCUCCAGGCAGCUUUGUAUAGUGAGGAAGUCACCAAAAGAAAACCACACACACACACACACACACACGACUCGUAGAGGACGGGAUCUCGGCUGGAGGCCUCGCGCGAGCCGAUUCGUUUAGCUCCGGACUCGAGGCCAGAGGACACGCUGAGAGACGGAGGACGGAGAACCAAAGAGGAGCAUCGGGGGAAGGAGAGCGACGGGUACUGUGCUCUACCACGCUGAUGAAUUUCCAUCAGCGGGUAUUCGUACUUACCGAGGUGGCUGGAACACCUUGAAGAGGAGAGUCGUGUACUUCAUGAACCCAAAAAGGGAACCACUGUUUACUCUGUUGAUUAAAGUGUCAGUGAAGAGCUUUCCACUCUUUUAUGGUGCUGCUCCUGAGCCAGAAGCCUCAUUGUCAGGUUGGUAAUGUUAUCAGACACCCAUUAGUCCGAGGCCGAGCCGCGAUGCGUUAGGAAAAGGUGCUGAUGAGAGUGCCUUUGUGAAGCUAUUAUGAGACACAUGUUGUUGUUGUUGUUUUUACCACUUUUGCCUUUUUUUUUACAGAGCUUGUGUUUUUUUUCCAGGAAGAUGGUAUUGUUGAUUCUUUCUGACUUAUUUAUAGCCACAGGUGCAUUGAUUUGUUCUGUUCUCUGAAAGGCGACGAGGAGCAGCGUGAAGGGGAGUGAUUGUAAAAUAAAUACAGUAACAAGGCCCUUGUGAAGAUGCACGAGUCCAACACUGGGGUUUUGGUUGUCAUUGGAUACAGACUACUGAUCUGAGGUCUGUGGUGUUUCAAACUGCUGUAUGUUUCACUGGGAGCAACUGGGAUCGUCCUUUCAGGUGGAAGAAAACAUCAAGCUUGAGUUGCUUUUUAUUUUUUUUCAACCCAUCAUGCACAAACACUCAACGCUUGUACCGCAUUUAUUGAGGAGAUCAUGGCGACUCCACAAUAAUAUUUCUGAAACCAUUUAAAAUAAAUCCUUUGUUGUCAUCGAUGAUA